Messenger RNA from Pocillopora verrucosa, 1610 nucleotides. The record is from RefSeq and is a predicted model, not a curated record. NCBI's taxonomy places the organism in Eukaryota, Metazoa, Cnidaria, Anthozoa, Scleractinia, Pocilloporidae.
GAUCUCCCUCAAGAAAUCUUCAGCAAUCUGGCAAAACUCAAAAUACUGCUUUUAUCCAACAACCAACUAAGAGAUUUACGGCCAACGAUAUUUGCUAACCUAACCAAGCUAAAGACAAUAAAAAUUGAAAAGAAUGAGAUAAAGGAGCUGCAUCCUCAACAGUUUCGGGGACUGGUAAAUCUGUAUGACCUCUAUCUAUCGGGAAACAAACUCAGAUACUUCCCAAAAGGAAUUUUUAAAGGCUUAAAGCAGCUAUUGAUUAUAGAAAUUCUUGAAAACGAAAUGACUCAGGUAACCAUAGACAACUUCAAAGAAAUCAAACAGUUGAAAAUUCUGUAUAUGCAGUAUAACAAGAUGAGGGAGAUUCCAUAUGGUUUUUUCGAUAUGUUGAAGGAUAUACAACGAGUGAGUCUCGACACAAAUCUGAUGUGUUGUCAUAUGCACAAGGAGGACGCUGACUGUGCUUUCACGUACAACGACGACUUUGCCAACUGUGAGAGCAUGUUUAAGAAUUCUGCCCCAAGGAAGAGUAUCUGGGUGAUAGGAGUAUUUUCUCUGGUUGGUGCAGUGUUUGUUGUCACUUGGCGAGUGAUCUUUAAAGAAAAGAACGUGGUUCAGUCCAUCAUGUUGCUCCACUUAGCAGUGUCCGAUGGUUUGAUGGGUAUUUACCUGAUCUCUCUUGGCACUAAAGAUCUGUUGUGGAGAGGAGAGUAUUACUUGCAUGACUUCCAGUGGAGGUCUGGUUUGUCUUGUCAAAUAAUUGGAGCGAUCUCCCUUCUGUCAAGUGAGGUUUCGGUUAUGAUGAUGACACUGAUAUCUGCUGAUCGGCUUAAAAAUAUUGUGUUUCCUUACCAAGGUGCUUCUCUGAAACCAAAGGCAACACAUAUCCUGUGCAUCAUCAUAUGGGCAAUUGGCUUCCUUAUGGCCUUUUUGCCUAUGUUUGGUAUUCAGUAUUUUGAAGACCCAUUCAGGUACCAUAGUUACUAUGGUAGAAGUGUGGUAUGUCUGCCCUUGCAGCUUACUUCUGAUAAGCCGGCAGGUUGGGAGUAUUCUGUUGCUAUCUUUCUCGCUUUGAAUUUUGCUUUUUUCUUGUUCAUCAUGGGUGCUUAUCUCAUGAUACUAGUCAAGUCUUACUUGUCUAGCCGGCGACUGGCCCGUCAGGGUACUGAAAGAGAGAUCCAGGCCAGAAGAGCAAACUUUAGGAGGGAAACGGCUCUUGCAAGGCGGGUGUUCUUCAUCAUCCUGAGUGAUUGUGUGUGCUGGAUGCCGGUGAUAGUGAUUGGUAUGAGGACCAUCAUCGAGAAGUCUUACGAAGCGCAAGGAGACCUCGCUGUCUGGAUCGCUGUAUUUGCCCUUCCGAUCAACUCGGCCUUGAAUCCUAUCCUGUACACCUUGUCAACAGAACAGGUCAGAGGCAUUCUGAAGAACAAAAUGGAAAAAGUCUGGAACUACUUGAAGACCGUUUUCACCUGCUGUGGUCGGGAUCAGGAAGGCCAAGGAGAUGGGGAACAACCGAACCAACCGGGAGUAGAAGACAAUGGACAACAUGGCGGUGAGGGAGGUAAAUCCUAACCCGUAUUUCUAGAAAUAUCGUGAAAACUAUAAACGAG